Messenger RNA from Lutzomyia longipalpis, 3427 nucleotides. Its product is annotated as cGMP-dependent protein kinase 1. The transcript has 5 exons. Gene Ontology annotation, biological process: protein phosphorylation. Gene Ontology annotation, molecular function: cGMP-dependent protein kinase activity; ATP binding. The coding region runs from base 427 to 2958 and encodes 843 amino acids. NCBI's taxonomy places the organism in Eukaryota, Metazoa, Arthropoda, Insecta, Diptera, Psychodidae. The record is from RefSeq and is a predicted model, not a curated record.
GCGAAUAGGUUUUGUGGAUUGAGUGUUUUUUUGGAGAUGGGAUAAAUCUUUUGUGGGGAACCCACCGACAGGUGCAUUGAUUUUGUUCUAUUUGUAUAGACGCAGCCACAUGGGGCGAUGUAUUGAGACGUAUUAGAGAUAGCAUUCGGAUGUGCGGGUAUUUAUUUGUUGAACGAUAAAAAAAGAAGUGAAAAAGAAAUAGCUGAUAAGAAAGCGACGGAGUCACCUGCAAGUGGGUGAAAAUACAAAAGACAUUCACUUCGGAGCAUCAAUUGUGGAAAGUCGCCCGGUUGUGUAUUUAUCGCCCAAGAAAGUGUCAAGUGUUUUGGUGCAAAAGAAGAAGAAUUUCUCAGAAAAAAGUCAGUGAAAGCCUUGAGUUUUGUGCUCCAUCGCCCAAGGGUUGUUCCCAUUAAGUUCACGUGAAAAAUGCCAUGCUUUCGAUUUAAAAGCUCCAAAGGAUAUGAUCUGCCACAGGUUAAUCCCCAGCAAAAUGGGAAUCGUGAGAGACCAAUUGAAAGAAUUAAAUCCUUUCCGCAGACACAAAAUGCAAUUCCCGAGCAGCCACAAUCAAGCCGGGAUGACCGCCCCCGACCAAACUUGACCACAAUUAUGGUGAAUGGCGUUAAGGAUGAGCCAAUGACGACGACGGUGAGGAGUCCGGAAGAUGACAAACCACCAAUGCUACCACUUGCUGUGUCGCCACAAAUCACGGCCAAGGCUAAGCAUCACGUGAAGAAAGCACCAGCAGCUACCACAAAGAAGCUUGCCCCACAACCGAUACGGAAUGACCUUAAGGUGGAAGAGCAGAAGGUUGAGGAGCGGAAAAUUGAGGAGCGAAAGCUUGAUGAACGAAAGCUUGAAGAGAGAAAAGUUGCAGAGCGGAAGGUGACUGAAGUGACGGAGAGCAAAAAGAACUCCACAGAGACCAAAAGUGAGCUGCCCAGGGAGAUGCAGAGUCGCACGGAUGAGUUGAUGGAAAUGAGGAAAACAUCCGAGUCAGCAGCACAGCGUCAAUCUGGCACAUCGGACACCCCAAUGAAUGGGGAUAGGUCAUCAUCGUCCACCACGUGCACAGAGACCCCAUCCAUUGGGCGGAAGCAUUCGAUAAAGUCAAGCGAAGGGGGUAAACCCAAGCCCAGGAAGCGCUCCGGGGUGGAUGGUGGGAAAUUUGAAUUGAAGGAUGUACAAAUUGAAACGUACCCAAAGGACAAAGUGACCCUGGAUGCCCUGAAAGAUGCCGUAAUGGCUAAUGACUUUCUGAAGAACAUUAUGGACACAGAGCGAUUAGACUUAAUUGUAAAUUGCAUGAUACCAAGUAGUUCCAAGGAGGGGACCUUCAUUAUAACUGAAGGUGAUAUCGGUUUCUACCUCUACAUAUCCGCCGAAGGGAAGUACGAGGUGUUACGUGAUGGAAAGUGGGUGAGCUCAUUUGGCCCAGGGGUGGUAUUUGGGGAGCUGGCAAUUCUCUACAAGGCAAAGAGAUUCGCCUCAAUUCGUGCCACGUCCAACGUGAAGUAUUGGAUGCUGGAUCGGAAGGUGUUCCAGAAGAUAAUGAUUGAAACUGGACGAAAGGAGCAGGAUGACAAUAUGCGCUUCCUCAGUUCGGUGUCCAUCUUCCGUGACAUCUCCAAGCCGAUUCUCUACAAGAUAUCCGACCUCCUCCGUAGGGAGUUCUACAAGACGGGCUCAUAUAUCAUCAAGCAGGGGGAGCGUGGUGAUAAAUUCUACAUUAUACGGGGCGGAACUGUCACGGUGACGAAGAAAGACGCCGACGGGCGUUCCAUAAAGGUGGGUAUCCUCAAGAGGGGUGACUACUUCGGUGAGAAAGCCCUUCUCACGGAGGAACGUCGCCUUGCCAGCAUCAUUGCCAAUGAUCCCGGGACUGAGUGCUUGGCACUCGAUAAAGCAUCCUUCCUCAGUUUCAUUGGACCCGUGGAGAGUCUUCAGAAGUCAUCACAAGUCGCUGAGCCCAUAAUACCUCAGACAGCCGUUGUUAAAUCAGAGUACAGCCACAUUGCACUGGAAGAAUUGGAAUUGGUGGGAACACUGGGAGUUGGUGGAUUUGGACGUGUGGAGUUGGUACAGUAUCGCAACAAGGAGACUUUUGCCCUCAAGUAUCUCAAGAAAAUCGAUAUGGUGCAGCAACAGCAGCAGGAGCACGUAUACAAUGAGAAGAAUAUUAUGGCACAGUGCAAUUGUGAGUUCAUCAUAAAACUCUAUGCCACGUUUAAGGACAACAAGUACCUGUACUUCCUCAUGGAGCCCUGCUUGGGUGGUGAUUUAUGGGGGUUGCUGCAGAAGCACCGGAGGUUUGAUGAGAAAAUCAGUCGAUUCUUCACGGCAUGCGUCGUGGCGGCCUUUGAGUACCUCCACACACGCAAUAUUGUCUACAGAGACUUGAAGCCGGAGAAUUUGAUGCUUGACGCAAAGGGAUAUGUUAAAUUGAUUGAUUUCGGGUUCGCCAAGACAAUUGGGCACAGCCAGAAGACGUGGACGUUCGCUGGGACGCCCGAGUACGUAGCGCCUGAGAUUAUCCUCAAUAAAGGACACGACAGAGCUGUUGACUACUGGGCUCUGGGAAUCUUCAUCCAUGAGCUUCUCGUUGGUAAGCCACCCUUCCGCGGGAAGGAUCACCUCAAGACCUACACGCUCAUCCUGCGUGGCAUUGAAUCAGUCGAUAUGCCAAGUAGGAUUCCCAAGAAAGCCCAAGACUUAAUAAAGAGACUCUGUCGACAAAUCCCAGCUGCUCGCUUGGGGUACCAAAAGCAGGGUAUUGCAGAGAUUAAGACCCACACGUGGUUCACCAAGUUCGAGUGGGAAAAGCUCAAGAAUAAAACCCUAACAGCACCCCUUGUGCAGACUGUUAAACACCCCACAGACCUCUCCAACUUUGAUGAUUGCCCAUCGGAUCGGGAUGAGCCACAAGAUGAGACAUCAGGCUGGGAUAGAGAUUUCUAAACACAAAAAAAUCAACAAUCUUACCUUACUCAUUAAUCUUACUACUAACCCCUACCCCCCGCUAGCAAGUCUUCCGAUAUCCCCAGAGAAUUAGAGCUAAAUCAUGAGUGACUGAUAAGGGCAAAAAAAACCUCGUGUGCAUGCUUUUUUACAUCAUCAAUUUUUUUAUCAAAAAAAUAGUAAAGCAAAUAAGUAUUUAAUCAGCGUGGCAUUUUAUAUCUCUAUCGAUAUAUUAGAAUUAGAUUUUGAUAGCAUUUAGUGACGCAAUGGAUGGAUUUCUCAAUUUUUAUGCCAGCAAAGAGAAAAAUAAUCACUACCGCAAGGAAAAUCCCCAAAUGGCAUCAAAAAUGUCUCACAGUGGACAAUCUUAGCUAUGUGUAUAUAACACAAUCAUCAUGAAUAAGACUUUUGGGUGUAAACUUGAAUUAUUUGGCUCUAAAUAAAACCAGAGAGUGUUUAAGUAAACAGA